This is a messenger RNA of Eupeodes corollae, 3332 nucleotides long. RefSeq names its product chromatin-remodeling complex ATPase chain Iswi (gene Iswi). The record is from RefSeq and is a predicted model, not a curated record. Gene Ontology annotation, biological process: regulation of transcription by RNA polymerase II; nucleosome organization. Bases 180 to 3284 code for a protein of 1034 amino acids. Gene Ontology annotation, molecular function: ATP hydrolysis activity; ATP binding; DNA binding. Gene Ontology annotation, cellular component: nucleus; chromatin. Lineage: Eukaryota; Metazoa; Arthropoda; Insecta; Diptera; Syrphidae. The transcript is spliced from 6 exons.
AGACAAAAAUCGAGGUUUGCGCGUUUGCCGCUUCGCUUCGAAAAGCUGUGCAUAUUUUAUUUUAUGUCAACUUACAAAGAACAAUCGCUCGUAUUUAUGAAAUAAAACUAUUACCGUGUUAUUCAUUAUUUGUUUACAAUUCUAUUUGUUAAAAGUUAAUAAAUAUAUUUUCUAAUAAAAUGUCUAACGAAGAAGAAACACCUAAUCUGGCCGAAGCCAAUGAGAAUUCGGUGAGUGAAAAUAAUGAAACAACUUCGGAGGAGACAAACUCGUCCGCCGAGAAGGAAGUCGAGUUUGAUAAUAAAAUUGAGACAGAUCGCAGCAAAAGAUUCGACUUUUUGCUGAAACAAACUGAAAUCUUCACCCAUUUCAUGACAAAUAGCGCCACCAAAAGUCCAACAAAAUCCAAAGCCGGUCGCCCGAAGAAGCCGAAAGAUCCAAAGGCAAAAGACGCCAAGUGUGAAGAUGGUGGAAAGGACAAAGAAGGUGCCGAUCAUCGUCAUCGCAAAACAGAGCAGGAAGAAGACGAAGAACUUCUGGCAGAAGAUUCACAUUCCAAGGACGUGUUUCGGUUCGAAUCGUCUCCAAGUUACAUCAAAAAUGGCGAGUUGAGGGACUACCAAGUCCGAGGUCUGAAUUGGAUGAUCUCGUUGUAUGAGAAUGGCAUCAAUGGAAUCCUCGCCGAUGAGAUGGGUCUGGGAAAAACCCUCCAAACUAUCUCACUUCUCGGUUAUCUCAAGCAUUUCAAAAACCAAGCUGGACCACAUAUUGUUGUUGUACCAAAAUCCACACUCCAGAACUGGGUGAUUGAAUUCAAAAAGUGGUGUCCCUCGUUGCGCGCCGUCUGUCUCAUUGGUGACCAAGAAGCUCGUAAUGUGUUCAUUCGUGAGGUCUUGAUGCCCGGCGAAUGGGACGUUUGUGUCACCUCAUACGAAAUGUGUAUUCGUGAGAAAUCAGUAUUUAAAAAGUUCAACUGGCGUUACAUGGUCAUUGACGAGGCCCAUCGUAUCAAGAACGAAAAGUCCAAACUCUCGGAAAUUCUGCGUGAGUUCAAGACAGCCAAUCGUCUGCUCAUCACGGGUACUCCGCUUCAGAAUAAUCUGCACGAGUUGUGGGCUUUGUUGAAUUUCCUGCUGCCUGAUGUCUUCAACAGCUCCGAGGAUUUCGACGCCUGGUUCAACACCAACACGUUCUUUGGGGAUAAUGCGUUGGUUGAACGUCUGCACGCUGUGUUGAAACCCUUCUUGCUGCGUCGUCUCAAAUCCGAGGUGGAAAAGAGGCUAAAGCCGAAGAAAGAAAUCAAGAUAUUCGUGGGCCUGUCGAAGAUGCAACGCGAAUGGUACACUAAAGUCCUCAUGAAGGACAUUGAUGUGGUCAACGGAGCCGGUAAAGUGGAGAAGAUGCGUCUGCAGAAUAUUCUCAUGCAGCUACGUAAGUGCACCAAUCACCCGUAUCUCUUUGACGGAGCCGAACCUGGCCCACCAUACACAACCGACAUGCAUUUGGUGACGAAUGCCGGCAAAAUGGUCAUUCUGGACAAGUUGUUGCCCAAGCUGCAGGAGCAGGGCUCGAGAGUACUUAUUUUCAGUCAGAUGACACGUAUGUUGGACAUUCUGGAGGAUUACUGUUUGUGGAGAGCCUACCAGUACUGUCGCUUGGACGGCCAGACACCUCACGAAGACAGAAACAGACAAAUUCAGGAAUACAACGCCGAUAACAGCUCCAAGUUUGUAUUCAUGUUGUCCACACGUGCUGGAGGUCUGGGUAUUAAUUUGGCCACAGCCGAUGUGGUAAUCAUCUACGAUUCGGAUUGGAAUCCUCAGAUGGAUUUGCAGGCCAUGGACAGAGCUCAUCGUAUCGGUCAGAAGAAGCAGGUACGCGUGUUCCGUUUCAUCACCGAGAACACCGUCGAGGAGAAGAUCGUCGAACGUGCCGAAGUGAAGUUGAGGUUGGAUAAGAUGGUCAUUCAGCAGGGUCGAUUGGUGGACAACCGGACGACACAAAUGAACAAGGACGAAAUGUUGAACAUCAUUCGUUUCGGUGCCAACCAUGUGUUCGCUUCGAAGGAUUCAGAGCUGACAGACGAGGACAUUGACACGAUCCUAGAACGCGGCGAAGCUAAGACCAACGAACAGAAGGCCCAAUACGACGAGUUGGGCGAGAGCUCCCUGCGUAACUUCACAGUCGAAAACAAUGGCGAGGGCGCAUCGAGUUCGGUGUAUCAAUUCGAGGGCGAAGAUUACCGAGAGAAGCACAAGCUGAAUGUGGUGGGAGCGUGGAUAGAGCCGCCGAAGCGUGAGCGUAAGGCAAACUAUGCUGUCGAUGCUUACUUCCGUGAGGCUCUGCGGGUGUCGGAGCCAAAGGCACCGAAAGCACCUCGACCACCGAAACAACCAAUUGUCCAGGACUUCCAGUUCUUCCCACCAAGACUGUUCGAGCUUCUGGAUCAGGAGAUCUACUUCUAUCGAAAGUCGCUCAACUACAAGGUUCCCAAGAAUCCAGAGCUCGGUUCGGAGGCAUCGAAGGCACAGCGUGAAGAACAACGAAAAAUCGACGAAGCCGAGGCCUUGACGGAGGAGGAGAUCUUAGAGAAAGAGACAUUACUGACACAAGGAUUCACUAUGUGGACUAAGCGAGAUUUUAAUCAGUUCAUAAAGGCCAACGAGAAGUAUGGACGCGAUGACAUCGAGAAUAUUGCUAAAGACGUCGAGGGUAAGACUCCGGAGGAGGUAAUUGAAUACAAUGCGAUAUUUUGGGAGCGGUGUCAUGAGUUGCAGGACAUUGAGCGUAUUAUGGGACAAAUUGAGAGGGGCGAGGCUAAAAUACAGAGACGAUUGUCCAUCAAAAAGGCUCUCGAUCAGAAGAUGGCCCGUUAUCGAGCACCAUUCCAUCAAUUGCGUCUGCAGUACGGAAACAACAAGGGCAAAAACUACACCGAGAAUGAGGAUAGAUUCUUGGUUUGCAUGCUUCACAAACUGGGCUUCGACAAGGAGAAUGUUUAUGAAGAACUCCGUUCAGCUAUACGUUUAUCACCACAAUUUCGGUUUGAUUGGUUCAUCAAAUCGAGGACAGCCCUUGAAUUGCAAAGACGUUGCAACACUUUGAUCACACUUAUCGAGCGUGAAAACUCCGAAUUGGAAGAGAAGGAAAGACAAGAGAAGAAACGAAAGGCAACUAAAGGACAAGGAACACCCCAACAAACACCAACGGCAUCAAAGUCAAAUCAAAAACGUAAAGCCGAAGUUAUUUCAACGGAGAAAGCAUCAAAGAAGAAAAAGAAGUAAACAAACUAAAAUUUUAACUAAACAGUAAAAUAAAAGAACAAACUUGAA